Molecule: messenger RNA, 402 nt
Organism: Parnassius mnemosyne (clouded apollo)
Lineage: Eukaryota; Metazoa; Arthropoda; Insecta; Lepidoptera; Papilionidae
Source: the annotation of a GenBank genome assembly
AUGGAAAAGAGUGGUAAUCCGCCGCCAUAUGGUUGGGGAAAUAUGCACACUGUGCAGCCGCCUCCGGCUGCUCCUCCGAGUUAUUCUCAAGCAGUAGGUGGCGUUGGACCAUCAAGUCCUUAUACACCACAAUACCCACCAUCUUCGGGCCCCCAAAUUGUGACAACUGUGGUGCCUGUAGGAUCUCAACCUACACACAUGAUAUGUCCGAGUUGCCUUGCUGAAAUCGACACUGCCACGCAGACGAAGCCAGGCCUCAUAGCUUAUAUUACUGGAACCAUUAUAUUCCUUGUCGGAUGUUUCUGCGGAUGCUGUCUCAUCCCGUGCUGCAUAGACAGCUGCAUGGACGUGCAUCAUAAGUGUCCCAACUGCGGCGCUUACCUCGGCCGUUAUCGACGAUAA